UCCCUGCCCGGUCCACUCCACGCAGUAGCCUACGCAGCAGCAGAGGAUAUGGAGCGGUGACGUGCCACUGAACAGAAGAAUAACACUUAUAUUUUUAAACGGAAUAAGUUUAGGUUUAGUGGCACUUACAGGGUUCAUCUUGUACUUCAAACGCAGAUGCUAGAAUACAGGAAAUGUCAGGAGAAUUCUCAGAGUAGUUCAGUCACCCCUCGCGCCUCAAGAGAGAUCUGUCUUUAGUUGAAUAUUGCGCGUCAGACGGGAAGGGUCGAAGAAUACCGCUCCUGCCGCCCUGGAGACCGAUGAUACCAAGAUGCUCGGGCGAAUGCAGUAUAUUAAAUUAACGACAGCACUCGGUGUGAAAGGCCAGUGUGGAGUGCAACAGAGAUUGCAUCAUCUGUGGAUCUGUUGGGCAGCGUUGCUACCAUGUGUGUUCUCCUUUAACGUGGAUGACAAGAAUGGGCUGAAUUUCCAUGGUUCGCUGGAGGACAUGUUUGGAUACUCAGUCCAGCAGUUUGAGAACAGUGAAGGGAAAUGGGUACUUAUCGGUUCUCCCUUGGCCGGCCAGCCGGCCAAACGGACUGGAGAUGUCUACAAAUGCCCCGUGGAUCGAGGACCAAACCCUAAAUGUAUCAAACUGGAGCUGCCUGAAAACACAACAAUUCCUAACUUACACGAAGUCAAGGAUAACAUGACCAUGGGAACGACGCUGGUUACCAACCCUCAAGGAGGCUUUCUGGCUUGUGGUCCCCAGUAUGGCUACAUGUGUGGUCAGCAGACGUACAUCUCUGGUGUAUGUACCAACGUCAGCUCAACCUUCCAGGUACUCAACUCCAUCGCCCCGGCCGUGCAAGAGUGUGCCAAGGAGCUUGACAUUGUCAUGGUGCUUGACGGCUCCAAUAGUAUAUGGCCAUGGAGCAGCAUCAUUGAGUUCCUGGUCAAGUUUCUGAAAAAUAUCGAAAUUGGACCUAAACUGUCCCAGGUGGGCAUUGUGUCGUAUGGAGAGCAAGUCAUUCACAAUGUGAACCUCAGCCAGUUUAAUAACACUCUAUCCCUGCUGGGAAAAGUGAUGAAUCUUGAACAGCAACAGGGUGUCAGGACCAUGACCUUCCUGGGUAUCGACACGGCAAGGAAAGAGGCCUUCACCGUGGAGCGAGGGGCGCGGCCCGGGGUCAAGAAGGUCAUGAUAAUCGUGACGGACGGAGAGUCACAUGACUCUCAUAACCUCAAAAAUGUCACCGCAGAAUGCGAGAAAGACGACAUUGAGAGGUUCGGUAUUGCAGUGCUUGGUGAUUACAACAGGAACAACAGAAGCAUCACUGAAGUGAAAAAGUUCAUUGAGGAGAUCAAGAACAUCUCCAGCGAUCCUGUGGGAGAUCACUUCUUCAAUGUGUCCAACGAGUUUGCCUUGCUCAACAUCGUAGACGCUCUGGGAAGCAGGAUCUUUGCCUUGGAAGCAACGUCAGGUAACUACACCUCGUCGUUUGAGAUGGAGAUGUCCCAGGCAGGAUUUAGUGCCCACACCUCUAAGGAGGGUGUGAUGCUGGGAGCAGUGGGAGCGUAUGAGUGGAACGGGACAGUAGUGAUGCACACAGACCAGGGUACCAUGGUUCCCCUAAACGCAGACUUCCAUGACCCCCUGGACGAGAGGAAGGAGAGCCUGGCAGGGUAUGUGGGUUAUGAUGUGCAGUCGGCAUCAACCCCUAAUGGUGUAUUAUAUAUCACGGGGGCACCGCGGCACAACCACACAGGCAGAGUCAUCGUGUACAAACUGGAUGGGCAGCACAUCACAGUCACACAAGUGCUAAAAGGAGAGCAGAUUGGCUCCUACUUUGGCAGUGUUCUCCAGACGGUGGAUGUUGACCAGGACUCGUACACAGACAUCCUGUUGGUGGGAGCUCCUAUGUACAUGGGCCCAGAGAGGGAGGAACAGGGACAGGUGUACGUCUUCAAACUCAAUGAGAAGGGCAUGUUUGAGCACCAGGCCACGCUGAAGCCGGACAACCAGACGUGUUGUACCUCAGCCCACUCCCAUGGCUGCACCAACGUUCGCAAGAAUGACCCGUGUGGCGCCCGUUUCGGCACCGCCAUCGCCGAGGUCAGCGACCUGGACCUGGACGGGAACCGGGACGUGGCCAUCGGGGCACCGUUCGAGAAUGACCACAGAGGAGCCGUCUACAUCUACCACGGAGCCAAGAAGACGAUCAAGGAGAAAUAUGUCCAGCGUAUCCCAGGUCCUGGAGACGGGGUGAAGACUAAGUUCUUUGGCCAGUCAAUCCAUGGAGUCAUGGACCUGAACGGAGAUGGAAUCAUAGACGUUACCAUCGGAGGUCUGGGAGGCGCUUCUCUGUUCUGGUCCAAGGAUGUUGCUGAGCUUUAUGCCAACAUGACCUUUGACCCGAGCAAGAUCAACCUACAGCAGCCCUCUAAAGGCUGCAUGUUGGGCGGGAGGGAAACUGUGUGUGUGAAGACCAGGGUCUGCUUUAGCUACAGCGUCAAGUCUGAGAAGGAUGACACUAACUCGGGCACAGCCAUUAAGUACAGCUUGACGCUGGACUCUCUGAGGGCGAAGUCGAGGGCUGCGUUUGUCAACAUAGACGAGAAAAGUGAGAGGAAGGCCCAGGCCACCGCCAAGAUCAUAGACAAUCUGUGUGUGGAGCAUUUAUUUGCCAUGAAGGCUAAAUUGGACUUCAGAGACCCAAUCAUGGUCUCCCUAGAGUUUGACCUGGCUGAGGACACGGGUCCCGUCCUGGAUGGAGAUCUACCAACGUCACUUAACAAAACGAUUCCUUUGGUGGACUGUGGGACCGAUGACAAGUGCAUAGCUGACCUAUCGCUGAAGGCUGUGCCAAGUAUACAACGUCUUGUGAUCAAAGCGAACAAGGAGAAGUUCCACGUUCUGAUCACCACUAGAAACAGCAAAGACAAUGCUUACAACACCAAAGUUAUGCUGAGCUUUACUGAAAACAUAAACUACGUCAAGGUCGAGCCCAAAGAAAAAGACUGUAGUCUAAAUAAUACCAAAGUUGAGUGUGCUGUGGGAUAUCCAUUCCUCAAAAGCAAUGUAGAGGAGGUCUUUAAGAUCCUGUUUGAAGUCAACCCUGCACAUAUCUGGAAGGAAAUUCAGAUCAACGUAACUGCAACCAGUGACAGCGACGAAGUGAACAGCACCCUUUUUGAUAACUCUGUGAAAAUCGCCAUCCCUGUGAAGUACGAGGCUGGACUUAGAUUCACAGCUGACAGGCACAUGAAGGAGGACCACAUCAUAGUGAAAGAGGGAGAGCAGCACCCCAGGGUCUUCAACGGCACCAGUGUGAUAGGAGAAGAGGUCAAGAUCAGCUACACGAUUAAUAGGGAUGUGGAUAUGGCGACUCCUCCUCUGAAGCUAUGGGUGAAGUACCCGUACCUCUCACCCAGAGAGAACAUCCUGCUUUACCUGACUCACGUCACCUCCUCACAGGAUGUGAGAUGCCAUGCCGGCCAUCUGAUUAACCCUUUAAAGAUCAACCACAACAAUGUCCACACUCUCAACCUUAAAAAAGAGACCCUCAGUGACUUCCUGGUGGGCUGUAAGGACCACCCAUGUGAGUCAUUUGACUGCUCCAUCCCUCACGUCAACAACAGCCAUGUCAAUGUUACCUUUAGGGUGUGGAAGCCCACCUUUAUCAAAGCAGAGUUCACCAGCCUUCAUAUGAUAGUUCAUGCCACCCUGGAGAACCAGAACACGGAUCUCUUCAUGUUGAGCACCGCGAAUAACGCCAGAGAUGUGAAGAUCCAGGUGUCUAAAGAGGCUUUGGGAGGUAUACCGCUGUGGAUCAUUAUAGUCAGUAUCCUAAUAGGACUUCUCAUUCUGGCACUGGUCAUCUUCGCCCUAUGGAAGGCUGGAUUUUUCAAAAGAAAAUCCAUGGAGGACAUGGAGAAGGAGGACAUGAAGAAUUAACCCUUCCCACCACCCUGUAGGUCUGUCUGUGCCCCACUGUCUUUAGGUCUGUUAUCAGGUCAGUGAGAGGAGAUACCGUAGGAAAUACCACAACAACCCAUUCACCUGAAUGCCAUCAGGUCAGAGGAAAAGCCAGAGUUUAUCUAUGGUUCUGCACCAACCCAUUCACCUGAAAGUGAUGUGGCCCAUCUAUAUGAGCAACAUGGUCUACCAGACGUAAUGACAACUUGGUCCGGGUUCAGUGGAAAGAGAAGCCUUGGGAAACAUUGAACUUGUACACUGUGGUCUUCCGUCUAUCCAACUUGGGUACCUGGACCUUAAGGACCUAAGCUAGAAGAGACAUCAGAAGACCUAGAUGUCCUGACUCGGAACUGAUCAUAUGAUGCCACAACCUUAUCAGCUUUAUACAACAGAACAAAACAUUCUCAGGUUUACUUAAAACAUCCCAAUGCCACUAAAAACACCCCAGACUAUGGCAUUAAACCAAAGUUGCCCAAGUCCACGUGAACUCUGGUGGGUUUGCACAGACAAUCUGCGAUGGGUUCGAAUCCUGUGUCCUAGUUGUUUGAUACUUUUUAAUGAAACACUGUCAACUUAUGGUAAUAUCUUAAAACGUGUUAUUCAUUCUAUUUUGGCACAUUCCUCAUCUUCUCAGCAGAAUGUUUGCUUUUGACACACUGACAUUUGCAAAAUGUUCUAGUCUUACAAGCUCAGUCUUUAAGGUUGAUUUUUUUUGUUUGUUGUAUGUUUUAACAAAAAUGUUCCUCCGAGUAGUAAAGAGGUGUAUGCAAGUGUACCCACCAAAAGAAUAUAUUCUGUAUAAAAGAAGAGGAGGAAUAGAUGCUUAUUGACAUAAAUACUUUUAUUCAUCUUGUCACGACAUGGGGGUAGAGAAUUUACAGAUUGCACCUUUACAGUAUUAGGAAAACAUUUGAUUGUGCUUUAAUGUAAGUGAAUGUAAAGCUUGUACAUAAAGUUGUUUGCAACAAUUCCUAGAAUUUAAGCUAAAACGGACAUAAAUCCAGCAUGUAUCAAGAAGGCCCUACACUCUUAGAAAAAAAGGGUUCCAAAAGAGUUCUUUGCAGAGGGAUAGGGUUUUUACCAAGAACCAUUUUUGAUCAGAAGAACCCUUUUCGGAAGUCAAGGGUUAUUUGUAAGGCAACGGGUUCUACCUAGAAACUUUAACAUGCUAAGAACCAUUUUUGGAAGAAAGGCAAGAAGGAUUGUACAUAGAGCCAUAUAUAGUAUUUCCCAGCAUGCAGGGAUAUUUUACUACUGUAAUAUCUCUGUUUUUGCAUGUACAUUGAUUGGCUAAUACAUUUUAUGCUACACAAAGAUAAAUAACAUACUGUUUUCUAAACUGAUCCAAUCUGUUGGUUGUUCCAGUUUAGAUGACUGAGGAAGUCUCAGUAUUCAGGCUUCCCUAACCUGGCAGUCAUUCUGAAUGCAGGUUGGGGCUGAUUAAUAAUUCCACUUGUUGGCUAUCCUAACUCUGGCUGGAUUCCAAUAGGAAUUACACAUCACUUUGCAAGCCAGCAUAAUGUGACUUGCAGGCCUGAUGUAAACCAGGAGAUUCCUAACACCACUGUCUUCUGGUAUAACUAGGCCCUUAAAGAAAGGCCUUAUGAUAUAUGUAAUAUAUUGUCAUAAAUAAUUAAAGGCGAAGGCUAAUAAGGCUGGUGGAACCAUUCAUAAAGGGUACGAGGAAGAACCCUCCAAAGAUAAAAGGAAGAACCUUUUAGAUGAUGAUGAUAAAACAGUUCUUGGUAGAACCAUAUACAGGGGGUUCUUUGCAAAGGAUUCUACCCAGCACCAAAAGGGGUUCCCCAAUGGGGACAAACUGAAGAACCUGUAUGGUUCUACUUAGCACCUUUUUUCUAAGAGUGUAUAUGUCAGUAAUAGAGAGAAAAUAACUUUGCUCCAACGUUUCUCAGGUGCUACGUACUGUAUGAUAGUAUGGUGAUAGUAUAAUGGGUAUGUUCGGCCUUAAUAAUAUGGAGUAUAUGGAGCUUUGACAUCAUCUGAAUUAGAUAAAACAAACAAACGUAGUAUUUUAAAAUAAAAAUAUUGGUCUUAUAUUUUGAUCGAAAAUCGAAAUGUCCAACAAAAUGUGGAUUGGAACUAGAUUCAUUUAGCCUCCAUCCGCUAAGAUUUUUGUUUUUUGGCUCCUCUUUCUUUUCUUAUUUUGGGAGAUUGAUUCGUGAGGGAGCCUACAGUCACCCAGAAAGCCUCUCAGUGGAGUGUAACCAGAUUCCUGAUGUCUUCAUUUGACCGUAGCGCCGAACAAAAAGACGUUUGGUCAAAAUCGGGGAAACUUGGGCGAUUGACGGUCACAUACUGGGGGUGAUUUGACAGCCUAUGACGGACCUUUAGAGGUUUGAAGUCACCAUGUGACACUCGUGAAUGUGAGUUGCAUCCCCCCCCCUCUUUUGAUAUUUAUGCACCUUGGCUUAUUCUCCUCCUGAAUCUAUCUGCAUUUUGUUCCCAUAUUUUGCAUACGUUGCAUUGCAUAUAAGAGACACUCAUCAGCUCACUCAUCACUUUUGAAAGCACAAGUAAUAAAGAUCAAAUGUCUGUCCAAUGUGUGAGAUCAUGUUAACACAGCGAUCCUCCAUCCUGUCCCCUUCUGGAGAACUUAUUUGUCACAGCUUGGCGGUGAUGGAGUCAGCCAAUGAAGGCGUUGAAUAAUAAUAAUAUAAUAUAUCCCAUUUAGCAGACGCUUUUGUCCAAAGCGACUUACAAGUCGGCUGGGGCCACUACUUUUACAUAUGGGUGGCCCCAGCGGGAAUCGAACCCACGACGCUUGGCGUUGCAAGCGCCAUGCUCUACCGACUGAGCCACACAGGACCUGAAGAUUUGAAGAUUUGAAGAUUUGAUUACGGAUGAGUUGAAUCAGUAACCAUACUCUGGAACCCAGAACCAAACGUGUGUGUGUGCUGACCAGCUUCUCGAUUAGACAUUUACUGACAUUCAUGUUAACAGUCUGUCUCAAGGGGUUGUUGUAUCAAGUGUGAUGGCCCUAAGGUUGCAUAACAACCUGCAUUACUUUGACUCUCCAGGAGCAGGUUUGAGGAUCACUGAUCGAUCAUCUCAGUCCACUUUGACCGAGGGAGGGUGGGAUGGAGGGAGGGAGGGGCUGAGCCUGCAUCUGACUGAUAUGGUCCAGUCAUACACACUGCUGUGAAAUGUCCACUUAAUGCACUGGUUUGUCAUACUGUAUGUACUCUCAUUAGCACAGAUUUGAAAGCAUUUAGAAAGCAUUGCACAUGUUGUCAAGGAUCUUAUGCAAAAAAAAAAUAAAGCCUUGUUUUUUAAUGUUGGA
This is a messenger RNA of Oncorhynchus masou masou (cherry salmon), 7259 nucleotides long. RefSeq names its product integrin alpha-1-like. The record is from RefSeq and is a predicted model, not a curated record. The coding region runs from base 311 to 3937 and encodes 1208 amino acids. Gene Ontology annotation, molecular function: integrin binding. Gene Ontology annotation, cellular component: external side of plasma membrane; integrin complex. Gene Ontology annotation, biological process: cell-cell adhesion; integrin-mediated signaling pathway; cell adhesion mediated by integrin. The transcript has 31 exons. Lineage: Eukaryota; Metazoa; Chordata; Actinopteri; Salmoniformes; Salmonidae.